CGGCCACCCCCACCUGGGCUAUAAAUUUUUGUUCUGCAACUGAUAGAGCUAAGAGAUAGGCGAGUGUUACAGACAGAACCAGAGUUGAAGAUGUGUGUCAAGGCCACCACCAAGAACGCUGUCAAUUGUCGACAGAGACCAGUCAUGGUAUUUGUUACGGAAGUGAUUGAUGAAACGAUCAUGGAGAAGCUUGAAAUAGAACCAUUUUCAUCUACUUACAAAGCAUUUUGUGUUGCGGAUAUGGGAUGUUCAGUGGGCCCUAACGCAUUCUACAGUACACACAAUAUUCUUGAUGCUGUGGAAAAGAAGUUCAUAUCAGAAGGCUUCACUCCUGAUCAAGUGCCUCAAUUUCAAGUCUUCUUUAAUGAUCUUCCUUUCAACGAUUUCAAUACUCUUUUCAAGUCUCUCCCUUCCAAAAGAAAAUACUUCACAGCCGCUGUACCGGGAUCUUUUCACGGCCGUUUGUUCCCUGAUUCCUCUCUGCAUUUUGUACAUUCCUCUUAUGCACUACACUGGCUUUCCGAGGUGCCUCAGGAAGUGCAAGACAAGGAUUCUCCAGCAUGGAACCAAGGGAAGAUUCAUUACACUAAUGCCCCAGAAAUAGUAGUCGAAGCUUUUGCAGCCCAAUUUUCAAAGGACAUGGGGACGUUCUUCGAUGCCAGAGCAAAAGAACUCGUGGAGGGAAGUAUGAUGGUCCUAACCAUGCCAUCAACUCCAGAUGGGAUCCCACUUUCCAACGUACCGAUAGGUAUAUUGUUGAAUCAUUUAGAGUCCUGCCUAGUGGAUUUGGCAAAAGAGGUAACCCUGAUAUCAACUCUGUCACUGGUCUACCUAGAACGUAUGUUGUUCAAUUCAAUUUAUCUGAAGCUCUUCCUAGUGCAGGGAUUAGUAUCUGAAGCUCUUGUGGACUCUUUCAACGUUCCAAUGUACUCUGUGACGCCUAAGGAGAUGAGACAGAUUGUAGAACGAAAUGGGUGUUUUAGCAUUGAGAGAAUGGAGCCUACGGAUUGCGUACCUGAUCCUGACAACCCAGCUACUGGAUAUUCAAUCACAAUGCACUUGAGAUCUGGGCUGGAAGGAGUCAUCGCCAGACACUUUGGAGCCGAGAUUAUAAACGAAUUGUUUGAACGAUUUCUUGAGAGAAUGGAUGAUGUGAUGCUGUCCUUAUUAUCAUGCUACGCACAAGGAUCUCAAUUAACUGUUAUUCUAAAACGCAGAUGCCACAAUUGAAAGCUACCGUAAGAGCAAACCAUUAAUGCAGCUUUACUUGUACGUCUCAAUAAAUGUGCAAAAUUGUGAAUUGCCAGGGAACUGGAUAAAAUAAACUUGGGACAUUCAUAGAUUUCUAAA
Messenger RNA from Hevea brasiliensis (rubber tree), 1350 nucleotides. RefSeq names its product loganic acid O-methyltransferase. Gene Ontology annotation, molecular function: S-adenosylmethionine-dependent methyltransferase activity. Gene Ontology annotation, biological process: methylation. Lineage: Eukaryota; Viridiplantae; Streptophyta; Magnoliopsida; Malpighiales; Euphorbiaceae. The transcript is spliced from 2 exons. The record is from RefSeq and is a predicted model, not a curated record. Bases 91 to 1230 code for a protein of 379 amino acids.